Messenger RNA from Salvelinus namaycush (lake trout), 16170 nucleotides. RefSeq names its product cadherin EGF LAG seven-pass G-type receptor 3-like. The transcript is spliced from 64 exons. Gene Ontology annotation, cellular component: plasma membrane. Lineage: Eukaryota; Metazoa; Chordata; Actinopteri; Salmoniformes; Salmonidae. Gene Ontology annotation, biological process: cell surface receptor signaling pathway; G protein-coupled receptor signaling pathway; homophilic cell-cell adhesion. Gene Ontology annotation, molecular function: secondary active sulfate transmembrane transporter activity; protein binding; calcium ion binding. The record is from RefSeq and is a predicted model, not a curated record. The coding region runs from base 1 to 15657 and encodes 5218 amino acids.
AUGGAGUCAGGCACCCCCAUCCUGCAGGAAGACGAGGAGGAAAGGCACAGGUCAAGGGGAGAGAGAAGCUUGGGAAGGCAGACCGUGGAAGAUGAAGGUGAGGAGGACAGAGGGAAAGAGGUUUUGGUGGUGGGGCGCGCUCGCCGAGCUGCCAACAGACACCCUCACUUCUCCCAGUAUAACUUCCAGGUGCAGGUUCCAGAAAACCAGCCCCCAGGCUCCUCAGUCAUAGCCAUGUCAGCCACCGACCCAGACGCAGGUGAAGCAGGCAGGCUCAGCUACACCAUGGCCCCUCUCAUGAACAGCAGAUCCACUGACUACUUCCACAUCGACCCCGACACAGGCCUCAUCACCACCUCCCAGGUGCUGGACAGGGAGCACAUGGACCUGCACUACUUCCGGGUCACGGCGUCAGACCACGGCUCUCCACGCCUCUCUGGCACCACCAUGGUGGCAAUCACUGUGGCCGACCGCAAUGACCACUCGCCUAUCUUUGAGCACACAGAGUACCGGGAGACCAUCCGGGAGAACGUGGAGGAGGGCUAUCCCAUCCUGCAGCUCCGAGCCACUGACCUGGAUGCCCCGUCCAAUGCCAACAUCCGCUACCGCUUCAUAGGAGACACAGCUGCUGCGGCCCGGGCCGCAUUUGAGAUCGACCCCCGCUCAGGGCUGAUCACCACACGGGGCGUGGUCGACCGGGAGACCAACGAGCGCUACACCCUCUACGUGGAGGCCAGCGACCAGGGAAGGGAGCCCGGGCCGCGCUCGGCCAUCGUUAAGGUCUUCAUCACAGUGCUGGACGAGAACGACAACGUGCCCCAGUUCAGCGAGAAGCGCUAUGUGGUGGCGGUCAGGGAGGACAUCCGGCCCCACUCGGAGAUCCUGAGGGUGAGCGCUACGGACCAUGAUAAGGAUAGCAACGCGGCUGUCCACUACAACAUCAUCAGUGGGAACAGCCGGGGCCAGUUCUCCAUCGACAGUGUGACGGGGGAGAUCCAGGUAGUUGCCCCUCUGGACUUCGAGGCAGAGAGGGAAUACACUCUGAGGGUUCGAGCCCAGGACAACGGCCGGCCACCCCUCUCCAAUAACACAGGUAUCAUCAGCGUGCAGGUGACCGACGUCAAUGACAACCCUCCCAUCUUCGUGUCCACGCCGUUCCAGGCGUCAGUGCUGGAGAGCGCCCCCGUGGGCAGCUCCAUCCUCCACAUCCAGGCCAUUGACACCGACUCUGGGGACAACGCCCGUCUGGAGUACAGGCUGACUGGCACCAGCCCUGACACGCCCUUCGUCAUUAACUCCGCCACCGGCUGGGUGACGGUCAGUUCGGCUCUCGACCGGGAGUCUGUGGAACACUUCUUCUUUGGGGUGGAGGCCAGAGACUAUGGCAUCCCACUUCUCUCUGCCACAGCCAGCGUGACCAUAACAGUGAUGGACGUCAACGACAACAGGCCAGAGUUCCUGCAGAAAGAGUACUUUGUGAGGCUCAACGAGGAUGCAGCUGUGGGCACCAGUGUGGUCAUUGUGACCGCGGUCGACCGUGAUGUCAACAGUGCGGUCACCUAUCAGAUCACGGGGGGCAACACGCGUAACCGCUUUGCUAUAAGCACAGCCGGAGGGUCGGGGAUGCUCUCUCUAGCACUGCCGCUCGAUUACAAACAGGAGCGCCGAUACGUUCUGACUGUGACGGCUUCCGACCGCACGCUACAUGACACGUGCCAGGUCCACGUCAACAUCACGGACGCCAACACACACCGGCCCGUGUUCCAGAGCGCUCACUACUCAGUGACUGUGAACGAGGACCGCCCCCCGGGCAGCACGGUCGUGGUCAUCAGCGCCACGGAUGAUGACGUUGGCGAAAACUCUCGCAUCACCUACUUCCUGGAAGACAACAUCCCCCAGUUCCGCAUUGACCCGUCCAGCGGAGCCAUCACCCUGCAAGCCGAGCUGGAUUACGAGGACCAGAUGACCUACACACUGGCCAUCACUGCACGGGACAACGGCAUCCCACAGAAGUCUGACACCACCUACGUAGAGGUGAAUGUGAACGAUGUGAACGACAACGCACCACAGUUCCUCAGCCCCAGGUACCAGGGCACCGUCAGUGAAGACGCCCCACCCUUCACUAGCGUCCUACAGAUAUCCGCAAUGGACCGAGAUGCCCAUGCCAACGGCCGCGUCCAGUACACCUUCCAGAAUGGGGAGGACGGUGACGGAGACUUCACCAUCGAGCCCACAUCGGGCAUCGUACGCACGGUCCGCCGUCUGGACCGCGAGAGUGUUCCAUUCUAUGAGCUGACGGCGUACGCCGUGGACCGUGGUGUGCCUCCCCAGCGGACGCCCGUCCACAUCCAGGUGACGGUUCUCGACGUCAACGACAACGCUCCUGUCUUCCCGGCAGACGACUUUGAGGUUCUGGUGAAGGAGAACAGCGCUGUGGGGUCGGUGGUGGCCCAGAUCACAGCCACAGACCCAGACGAGGGGACCAAUGCCCAGAUCAUGUAUCAAAUCGUAGAAGGUAACAUCCCUGAGAUCUUCCAGAUGGACAUCUUCUCCGGGGAGCUCACCUCCCUCAUCGACCUGGACUACGAGGCCCGCUCUGAGUACGUGAUCGUGGUCCAGGCCACCUCAGCCCCCCUGGUGAGCCGGGCCACGGUGCGCAUCCGGCUGGUGGACCAGAACGACAACCGGCCCCAGCUCCAGGACUUCCAGAUCGUCUUCAACAACUUUGUGUCCAACCGCUCCAACAGUUUCCCCAGCGACGUGAUCGGCCGGGUGCCGGCCCACGACCCCGAUGUGUCAGACCACCUGUACUACUCCAUUGCCCGGGGAAACGACCUACACCUGCUGCUGCUCAACCACAGCAGUGGGGAGAUCCGGCUGAGCCGCAAGCUGGACAACAACAGAGCCUUGGUGGCCCCCAUGCUCAUCACUGUCACAGACGGUAUCCACAGCAUCUCGGCCCAGUGCAUCCUCCGAGUGCUCAUCAUCACAGAGGACAUGUUGAGCAGCAGCGUGACGGUGCGCCUUCAAAACAUGUCCCAGGACCACUUCCUGUCCCCUCUGCUUGGUCACUUCCUGGAGGGGGUGUCGGCGGUGCUGUCCGUCCCUCCGGAGGACGUGUUUGUUUUCAACAUCCAGCCGGACGGCGAGGCAGGGGGCAUCCUGAAUGUUAGUUUCACCGCGGCGCUGCCAGGGGGUAAUUUCUUCCCGUCCGAAGCCCUGGAAGAGCAACUCUACCUCAACCGGCCCCGCCUCACCUCCCUGGCACAGAUGGAGGUGCUUCCGUUCGAUGACAACGUGUGUCUGCGGGAGCCGUGUCAGAACUACAUGAAGUGCGUCUCGGUGCUUCGCUUCAACAGCUCUGCUCCCUUUAUCUCCUCUCCCUCCAUCCUGUUCCGGCCCAUCCACCCCAUCGCCGGGCUGCGCUGCCGCUGCCCCGCAGGCUUCACUGGGGACUACUGUGAGACGGAGAUCAACCUGUGUUACUCCAACCCUUGUUUCAACGGAGGGGUGUGUGCUCGCAGGGAAGGAGGCUACACCUGCAUCUGCAGAGAAGACUACACCGGCGAGCGGUGUGAGUGGGACAGGCGUAAGGGUCGCUGUGUCCCGGGGGUGUGUCGGAAUGGGGGGACGUGCAGGGAGCUGUCUGGAGGGGGGUUCCGCUGUGAGUGCCCCGCAGGAGGGUGCGAGCGGCCCUACUGCGCUGUCCCCGCACGCUCCUUCCCCCCCAAGUCCUUUAUCAUGUUCCGAGGCCUCCGCCAGAGAUUCCACCUCUCCAUCUCUCUCACCUUUGCCACCCUGGAGAACAGUGGCCUCCUCUUCUAUAACGGACGCUUUAACGAGAAACACGACUUCCUGGCUCUGGAGAUCUUGGAGGGCCAGGUGGUGCUCAAGUACUCCACAGGUGAAUCGUCCACUCAGGUGAGCCCCUUCCUACCUGGGGGCGUAGCCGAUGGCAACUGGCACACCGUCCACAUCCACUACUACAACAAGCCCAAGCGCAGUGUGAGCGGGGAGGCCCAGGGUCCGUCUGAUGAGAAGGUGGCGGUGGUCAGUGUGGAUGACUGUGACACGGCCGUGUCGCUGCGCUUCGGAACACAGCUUGGCAACUAUAGUUGUGCUGCUCAGGGCAAGCAGACCAGCUCCAAGAAAUCUCUGGAUCUCACCGGUCCCUUGUUUUUGGGCGGAGUGCCCAACACGCCAGAUAAUUUUCCGUUCCACACCCGAGAGUUUAUCGGCUGUAUGAAAGACCUCCACAUCGACAACAGUCUUCUGGACCUGGCUGGAUACAUCGCUAACAACGGAACUCUCCCUGGCUGCAGUGCCAAGUCGCCCUUCUGUAAAUCCAACCCGUGUCAGAAUGGAGGAACUUGCCGAGUGAGUUGGGAGACCUUCUCAUGUGACUGCCCCCUAGGUUUUGGAGGGAAGGACUGCAGCCAUGUGAUGCCCCACCCACAUCGUUUCCUGGGAAACAGUGCCCUCUGGUGGGACCUGAAAAAUGACGUGACCAUCUCCACUCCCUGGUACCUGGGGCUGGUGUUCAGGACGCGGGCCAGGGAUGGCACCCUGCUGCAGGCACAAGCCGGACAGUACACCAGCCUGGUCUUCCAGCUGGUGAGCGGUCAGCUGGUGUUCUCAGUGACCAAGGGGUCGACGCGGCCGGUGCGCCUGCGUCUGGACCAGGUGCAGGUGAGCGACGGACGCUGGCAUGACCUGCAGCUGGAGCUCCGAGACGUCCGCAGCGGGAGGGAGACGCGCUACGUGGCUACUGUCCGCCUCGACUUCGGCCUCUUCCAGGGCACAGUGAUAGUGGGGAAUGAGAUCCAUGGGCUGAAGGUGAAACACCUUCAUGUGGGCGGAGUCCUGGGCUCGGGGGAGGUGCAGAAUGGGAUACGGGGCUGCGUCCAGGGGGUUCGUUUGGGGGUGCGACCGGACGCCCCCCUCCUGCCCCACCCGUCCAAGGCUGUCAAAGUGGAGACGGGCUGUAGCGUUGGCAACCCCUGUGUCUCCUCCCCCUGCCCGCCCUACAGCCACUGUAGUGAUGAUUGGGAACGCCACACCUGUCUCUGUGAACCAGGUUUCUAUGGUAAGGGCUGCAAAGAUGCGUGCCAGCUGAACCCAUGUGAGAACAAUGCCCAGUGUCACAGGAAGCCCAGCUCAUCUCACGGAUACAUCUGCGACUGUGGAGACGACCACUACGGACAGUAUUGUCAGCACAGGAUUGACCACCAAUGUCCACGUGGUUGGUGGGGUUCUCCAACAUGUGGGCCCUGCCACUGUGACGCCAGUAAAGGAUUGGACCCCGACUGCAACAAGACCAGCGGCCAAUGCCACUGCAAGGAGUUCCACUACCGCCCGCGGGGCAGUGACUCCUGCCUGCCGUGUGACUGCUUCCCUGUGGGCUCCUUCUCCCGGUCAUGUGACCCAGAGAGUGGCCAGUGCCCGUGUCGGGCUGGCGUGAUUGGUCGACAGUGCAACAUGUGCGACAACCCCUUUGCCGAGGUCACACAGACGGGCUGCGACGUCAUUUAUGACGGCUGUCCUAAGACCAUCACCCUGGGGAUCUGGUGGCCCAGGACUAAGUUCAACCUGCCAGCAGCCGUACCUUGUCCUAAAGGAUCUGUGGGUGCUGCUAUCAGACACUGUGACGUGGAGAGGGGCUGGCUGGAGCCGGAUCUCUACAACUGUACCUCUCCUCCCUUUGUGGAGCUCAAUGCAGCGCUGGAGUCGGUGGAGCGGAACGAGACAGAGCUCAGCACCAUUAUCGAGAAGAAACUGGCCCACCAGCUCCGUGAUGUCACUGAAGCCACACCCCGUCUCUAUGGCAAUGACCUUCAGAUUGCAGAGCGGCUACUGUCCCGCCUGUUGACCUUUGAGAGUCUGCAGACAGGCUUCGGCCUGACCGCCACCCAGGACGCACACUUCAACGAGAAUGUUCUGCGGGGCUGCAGUGCGGUGCUGGGUCCAGACAGUGCAGGGUUGUGGCGGGCCCAGAGCCAGGUCCAGGGAGGGGCAGGGGGGCUGGCUGACCUGCUGGAGCAGUAUGCCCAGACGCUGGCCCAGAACAUGAAGCUCACCUACCUGAACCCAGUGGCCCUGGUCGCCCCCAACAUCGUGAUGAACCUUGACCGUGUGGAGAACCACACCCACGUGCGUCGACGUUUCCCUCGCUACCAAAGCCCUCUGUUCCGCGGCCAGGCUCUCUGGGACCCCCACACACACGUGGUGCUGCCCCCUGCUAACACAGUUCCUGCCCCCGUCAGUAUGUUGGCCAAUCAGACAGGGGAAUAUGCUGCGGCCAGCCGUUCUGUUUCGCUGCCGGAGCCGCCCGUCACCAUCGUCAUCAUGCUGAUCUAUCGUAGCCUUGGACCGGCACUCCCCCCCAAGUACCACACUGACAGACGAGGAGUCAGACUCCCCAGACAUCCGGUGAUGAACUCUCCAGUGGUCAGUGUGUCUGUCUACAACAACCAGACGUUUGUCGGGGGUCCCCUGGACUCGCCCCUGCAGCUGGAGUUCCGUCUGCUGGAGACCACCAAUCGUAGCAAGCCCCUGUGUGUCCAGUGGAACCACAGCAGCCCGUUGGAGGCGGGAGGUUGCUGGACGGUGAGGGACUGCAUCGUAGUAUACAGGAACACGUCCCACGUGCGUUGCCAGUGUCAGAGGCUGGGCACCUUUGGUGUCCUGAUGGACAGCUCCCAGAGAGAACAGCUGGAGGGGGAUCUGGAGACCCUGGCCCUGGUCACCUACUCCUCCCUGUCUGUGUCCAUGCUGGCCCUGCUGCUCACCGUCCUGGUGCUGUCCUGCCUCAGGGGCCUCAAGUCCAACACCCGCUCCAUCCACUCCAACAUGGCCGCCGCCAUGCUGCUCUCUGAGCUCGUCUUCCUGUUCGGCAUCAACCAGACUGAGCAGCAGUUCCUGUGUACGGUGGUGGCUAUCCUGCUGCACUAUUUCUUCAUGGCCACGUUUGCCUGGCUGUUUGUGGAGGGGCUCCAUAUCUACCGCAUGCAGACAGAGGCUCGCAACAUCAACUACGGAGCCAUGAGGUUCUACUAUGCCAUCGGGUGGGGUGUGCCUGCCAUCAUCACAGGUUUGGCGGUAGGGCUGGACCCUGAGGGCUAUGGGAACCCAGACUUUUGCUGGAUCUCCAUCUACGACAAACUCAUCUGGAGCUUCGCUGGACCCAUCGCCAUCGUACUCCUGAUAAACGGUGGGAUGUUUCUGAUUGUGGCGCGCAUGUCCUGCAACCCCUCCCAGAAAGAGACCAAGAAACUACCUGUCAUUGCCACUAUACGCAGUGCCUCCCUCCUGCUGCUCCUGGCCACCUCUACCUGGUUCUUUGGGCUGAUGGCUGUCAACAACAGUAUUCUGGCAUUCCAUUAUGUCUUCGUUAUACUAUGCUUACUGCAGGGUCUUGCUGUGUUCCUGGUGUUCACGGUGCUGAACGCCGAGGUGCAGGAGGUCUGGAAUUUGUCGUGUCUGGGUAGGAAGAGCCCCAAUGAGGACGCGCCCAGAGCCCCACAAAACCCUAACCCCUAUAACAAUGCAUCGUUGCUGGAGCAGAGCGGACUGCACCGCAUCACCCUGGGAGCCUCUACUAUCUCCUCCGUCAGCAGUGCUCGGUCAGUAGGCCGUCUGAGAUACACAGGGUCUGAAACAUGUAGGUGCGAAUCAUACCUAAGAAAGAACCUGCUGGCCCGCCAGACCUUGGAACACAAUCUGGGACAUACUGGAGCUACAGACCUGGAUGUGGCUAUGUUCCAUAGAGACGGAGGUGAGGACUCGGACUCAGACUCGGAUCUCUCUUUAGAAGAGGAACGUAGUCUCUCCAUCCCCUCCUCCGAGAGUGAGGACAACGUUCGUCUCCGUGGACGCAUCCAGCGACGCUUCAAACGCACCAAUCACAGUGAGCGGCUUCUCACAGAGCCCGCCCACAACGGGACCAAAGAUCUGGAUGGCAAUGAUCUGCUCUCCUAUUGGCCAGCGCUGGAGGAGAGUGAGGUCCACUCCCUGCAGAAGUGGGGCUCAGAGCGCCGCCUAGGGGCUGACUAUAGCAAGGACGCCACCAACAACAACCAGCCUGAGGCAGCACUGACCAGCGGGGACGAGAACGGCCUGACAGGACAGUCCAACCGCCACCGCAAGGGCAUCUUGAAGAACCGCAUUGACUGUCCCCCGGCCCUGCAGGGUCUCUCCGCCAUGGGCCAGGUCCCCAGCGAACUCUCCUGGUACCGCACCUCCACCCUGGGCCACAGGGGUGUCCCGGCAGCCUCCUACGGCCGCAUGUACUCUGGGACAGGCUCCCUGUCUGGUACGGGCUCCUUGUCCCAGCCCGCCUCCCGCUACUCCUCCAGGGAGCAUCUGGACUCUGUGGCCCGCCGCCAGCUCUCCAGAGACCCCCUCGGCCGCCAGGCUGGAGGAGGAUCCCAGAACCGUCUGGACCGCCAGGGCCCCCGGGACAACCUGGACUUGCUGCCCCGCCGCCGUGAGCCGGGCCUAGACAGAGCCUCCAGGGAGAACCUGAGCAGCUCCAGAGACAGGCUGGAUGUCCAGCAGCACAGCGCCCACGCCUCCCGGGAGGACUUGAGUGGGAAUGGGGGUGUGGAGCCCGGUCUGGGAGGGUCGCGCUCCCAGCUCAACACCCUGACGCGGCGCCAGGCCUCCUCCCGCGAACACCUAGGAGGAGCGCUGAUGAGCAGCCGCUCCCGUGAACAGCUGGAGGCCAACGGGGGCGGCGGGGUGACCCAGUCCCAGCCCUGCAGGGAGUGGCUUCGCACCCUGCCCCCCCGCCAGCACUCACACCCUGACCAGCCCCCGCCCUCCUCCCCUCCGGCCCCCAUCAGCGAGGAACCCCAGGAGCCCCCCCUACCCCGCCGCGGCCGGCUGGACUCUGCCCCCCUGUGUAGGUACCCCCUCCCUGCCCCCGGCGCCCCACCCAGCCGCCACCCGUCCAGCGAGCACCUAGACAUCCUGUCCUCCAUCUUGGCCUCCUUCAGUUCCUCCGUGCUCACCCCCCCAGCCCCCUCCUCUGCACAAGGACCCUCCCCCUCCCCGCCCCACUCCGCCACCUCCCACAGCAUCUCUGAGGUCUCCCCAGACUCUGAAGUCAACAGAACUCCGACAGUUCCAGCAUGCGCGGCCCGUAGCGUGGGUCCUCAGACCCCCGCCCUGCUGCCAGAGAGGGCCGUGACAGGCAUGCCGGCGACCACCUGCUCCUGGCGCCGGUGCAGCGCCUGGCGGCUCUCCACCUUCAGCCUCUUCCACAGGGUCUUCAUGGUGCCCACCGAGCUCGGUGGCCGGUCGGGGAAGGCAGCAUUGAAGGCUUCCACCACCUCGGCCCACACAGCGUUGCGGUGCACAGUAGUGUUGGUGUCCUUCCUGAAGUCCUGGACUGUGUGCACCACCCCCUGGAUCCUCUGCAGGAAGUUAUCGGGUGCUGUUGAUGAGAGGCUUUCCGCAGGGAGUGUGUCAAUGUCAGUGAUGAUGGCAAUUGAGACGGCAGCCCUGGUAGUCCCUGUAACCGCUCUGGAGUUCCUAAGGGAGGAGUACCUGCUGACAGGUGAGGGUCCGAUCCUGACAGUGUACCGCCUCCAAUCUCAGACCAAAGCCUCCACCUCACUGAGCGUGCUCCUCAACUACCGCAUCCAUGGGAUUCGUCCCAAACCACAGACGGGAGUCAGACGGACCAGUGACCCAGACGAUGAGGUGGUAGUGUUUGGAGGGAAGGCUGUGCGCUUGCUGAGGCUGAGUGCUGGAGGGCAGAGGCUAGAGCCGCUGGGCCCCCUCAUGGAGCUGCCGGACUGGGCCCUGGACGUCAGCUGGGUCUCUGGAGAGAAAGGUCCACUCCUCGGCGUGGCUCUGGCCCACAACGCUGCUCUGUUGCUGGAUCCUGUUGAGGGCUGCGUCCUGGCCCUCUGCUCUUGCCAGGAGGGGUGUUUGCUGUACUCCGCCCUGCUCCUGGGUGGGAACUGGGAGGACUCUGUCCUGGUUGGGGGGACCGUGUUCAACCAGCUGGUGCUCUGGAGGCCAGGAGGGGCACAGCCGGACGGGAAGGCCCCAGUGGAGAGGCGUCUGCCAGGUCACAGUGGCGUCAUCUUUAGCCUCUGUUACCGCCGGGAGACUGGCUGGCUGGCGUCUGCCUCGGACGACCGCAGUGUGAGGGUCUGGGGGGUGGGGGACCUGGGGGGUGCUGGAGGAGGGUGUGGAGACCCCAGCCCGACGUGUCUGCGGGUGUUGUAUGGACACCAAGCCAGGGUGUUUUCCGUCAAGCUGUCCCCUGGACGGGUGUACAGCGCUGGGGAGGACGGGGCCUGUCUGCUGUGGGACUGGGGAGGUAGGGGGAGGGUGGCUCGGACACUGAAAGGCCACCGGUCCGGGGGGGUGAGGGCGCUGGCAGUCAGUGAGGGAGGGGACGGCCAGGGCAGGUGGGUGGCCACCGGAGGGGCAGAUGGAGGGAUCCGCCUGUGGCGGGUGGGGGGUGAGGAGGAGAAGGGGGAUGCCGAGGGAGGGCAGGGGGAGGCGGAGAGCCUGGUGGACCUGGGCUUCCAGGGCCGAGGCGUCCCCAAGGUGGUGGGUGUGGUGGGGGACGGGCACUGGAUCCAGGGCAGGGUGGUGGUGAACACAGACCAUGGGGAGGUCUACCUCUAUGAGGGGGGGCGGUGGGGUCUCCUAUGGGAGGGGGGUCCUGAGUUCCAGUCCUACUGUGUGAUGGAGGUGCUAAGGGUGAGGGGUUGGGGGGCUGCUGCAUCCAGGGAGGGGCUGUGUGCUUUAGGCAGCCUCAGUGGAGGGGUGCAGGUCUUCCCCCUGUCGCAGCCUGGCGCGGGGGUGUUGCUGAGGGCAGGGCCAGGGAAAGUCCACAGUGUGCUGUGGGUGAAGGGCCAGGCAGAGGGGCAGGGUCGAGGGGGAUACCUGCUGGCAUCCGGAGCAGAGGGCCUGGUCCAUCGUUGGCAGGUGGAGGUAGAGAUGAGAGACACUGGACUGGCUCUCAGGGUGGAACCACUCUGUCCUCUCCUUCUGCCUCCCUGUGCCAAACGCUGGCUCACUGCUGUAGUUUACCUCAACCGCCCACAGGGGGCACUGUGGGUAUGUGGAGACAGGAGAGGAUCACUGCUGCUGUUUGAAGAGAGUGAACACCAUCAAGAGAAGAAGAGGGGAGCUGGAGACGAGCAUGAGGAUGAAGAGAUGGGAAGAGAGGCACAUAAUGGGCUGGUUGAAAGCCAUGAUGAAAAGGGGGACGUGGUAGUCGGAGAGGAGGAUGAGGAGAGAGAGGCCAGCAGGGCAGGGCUGACCCUCCAGCCUGUGAGCUCUCUGUUCGGGGUGCACGGAAAGCAGGGGGUGACGUGGGUGUCGGAGCACCGGGGGCUGCUGUACAGUGCGGGGAGAGAUGGCUGUGUGAGAGUCCUCCGGGUUGGACCAGAGGGACUGGAGGUUCUGAGGGUCCAGCGGGCCUGCAGGGGGAUGGAGUGGCUGGAGAGAGUUCUGCUUCUGGAACCCCAGGACUCUGAAGAGGAGCAGAGGGCCCAGGAACCAGAAGGGAGUGGGAAAGAGGCCCGCUUUGUGAUCGUGGGCUUCCACUCGGUCCACUUUGUGGUGUGGGACCCCGUGAGGCAGGAGAGGCUGCUGUCAGUGCUCUGUGGAGGAGGCCAUCGGUCCUGGAGCUACUGCCCCCACCAGGACGGCCUCUCUAUGGGCCAGGGGGCCCUGGUGUUCAUCAAGCAGGGGGUGGUCCUGGCCUCUGAACCCUCUGGGGAAGCACCCAGCAGGGCAGGGAGCCUGGACCUGAGACAGGGGCUGCACGGCAGGGGAGUGGGCUGUGUGUGUCGCUUGGGGGUAGUGGGGGAGGCUGGAGAGGGCCGCUGGGAGGUGCUGGUCACCGGAGGAGAGGACACCAGCUUGACCGUCCUGGCGGUCCGACCGCAGACGGGCGCAGUCAGAGUGCUGUCGGUCAUCACCGACCACAUCUCGAAUGUUCGGACUCUGACAGCAGUCAAACGUUUGGACAGAGGGACAGAUGAACAGACAGCAGCACAGUCCCUAUCUGCACUGCUGGUAUCUGCAGGUGGGCGGGCACAGAUGCAGUGCUACCGGCUACUGAUUGGAGGAAAUGGACAGUUAGGCUUGCCCUCCUGUCAGGUGAUACAGGUGGCCAGCCACCGAUUGGACGAUCAGUGGGAGAGAAUGCGGAACCGACACAAGACUGUGAAAAUGGACGCAGAAACCAGGUACAUGUCCAUUGCCGUGGUGGAUGAUGGGACAGAGUCGGUCCUCCUGGCGUUGGCCUGCAGUGAUGGAGCUGUGAGGCUCUUCUCAGUCAGUGAGUUGAGGGGGAAAUUUGAGCUCCUGUGGGAGAGUUUCCACCACGAGAGAUGUGUACUCAGCAUCGCCACCUGCAGCCUGGAGGAUGGACAGGGCAAUCGACGUGUGUUCCUCUUCAGCGCAGCCACAGAUGGAAGGAUAGCAGUGUGGGAUAUGAGCACCGUGGCCAACUCAGAAGACAGGCCCCCUACUGCGGCCCUAGCCCCAACCAGCCCCUGUCUAACAGUCCCCGCCCACCAGAGUGGAGUCAACACCCUGGCCGUAUGGGAGGAGGGCCUGGGGGCGGGACAUACAGACGAAGCCCGGAUAACAUUGGCCAGUGGAGGAGAUGACGGACAGCUGUCAGUGGCACUCAUCCGGGUGCAGUACCAGGGGGAGGCGGUAGGGGGCAGCAGAGUGUGUCUACAGCUCCAGUCUCAGUGGUCAGUGGCUUUAGCCCACGCUGCCCCUCUGACCGCCCUGAGGAUGCUGAGCCCAGGCCUGUUAGUGUCCACAUCCUCUGACCAGAGGGUGUGUCUGUGGAGGCUGGCCACUACCGGGCUCAGCCAACAGGGAGCGCUCCUCUCCCAUGUGGCAGACGCAGCAGGGCUGGAGGUGUGGAUUGGGGCUGAGGCUGGGGUUGGGGCUGUGUCUGGAUGUGGGGACAGAGGCUGGGUGGUUGUCUGUGGACAGGGGUUACAGCUGCUGAAGGUGACAGACAUGGAGGGUGGAGGGAACAGGGAGGCCAAGCCUACUAUGACAACCCACCAGCGCCCCUCUCAGGCCGCACGGAGGAAGCGCACCCAGCCGGGCCAGACCUCCGGCAACCUUCCCCCGGACAGCAUGACCCCGUGGGACGGACUGUCCCUGUCCGAAUCCUCCUUCACCAGCAUCCCUCCGCCCCCGCCCGCCCCUCUCCCCACACCCCUGUCCCCCCAACUCCCCCGACACCUGUCGGGGGGUGUCGGUGUCCGGAGCCCUGCCCCCUCGCCCCCAGUCACAGCUCCCACGGAGGGGAGCAGGGCUGUGAGGGUGAGGCGCAGGGUGCUCCCCCAGCACAGGCUCCCCCGUGCCCCCCGCUUACCCCCACUCAGACCCGUCACCAACCUCAGCUUCUCUCGCAGCUUCACCUUCUCCUUCUUCGAGCUGCCGCUGCACCAGUCCCCCCACAGCCGCGCUGAACGCGUCCGAGACCUCAUGCUGCUGCUGAGACAGAUCCAGACAAUGGUCCAGUUCUGGUUGCAUCACAAUUACAUCAAGUCCAAGCACUGGCACCGGUGGUCAGGCACGGUCCUUCUGAAAAUGCGGGACUACUGUCCAGUACUGACCGACUUGAUGUGCUGGAGAGUGUACCUGCACUGUGCCUUUGACUUCAAGAUGGACAGUAUUAUUCUUAAUCCUGUCCUGCCUGAUCACACAGCCGUGCUGGACGAAGCACAGUUGGAUAUACUGGGUCAGCGGUUGGGAAAGAAGUCCCGGUCGGUUUGGGAGAGGGUGAAGGCAGAAUGCUGGUGUUCUGGUCCCAGGCUGAAGAGCUGUAUGUUGUCAUCUGUUCCUGUCCUCUCCUGGCUGCCCCGCUACUCCCUCAGAGACAACGCCAUCAGAGACCUGAUUUCGGGCGUCAGUGUGGGUAUCAUGCACCUACCCGGAGGCCUGUCUAAUGCGUUGCUGGCCGGGGUGCCGCCCGUGUUUGGUCUCUACACCUCUUUCUAUCCGUUGGUCAUCUACUUCAUCUUUGGGACGUCCAGACACCUCUCAGUGGGUACUUUCGCCAUUCUUUCUAUCAUGAUUGGCACUGUGACGGGGAACGUGGAGUUGCUUAGUAACGGCGUCGAGGAGCGGGAGGGCGACAGAGAGAUGGCUCGAGUGUGUGUGGCAGUACAACUUACCUUCCUUUGUGGCCUUAUACAGAUAGUGUUGUUCUUGAUGAGAGGAGGGGAUGUGUGUCGCUGGCUGUCUCAGCCCCUGGUGAGUGGCUAUACCACGGCGGCGGCCCUUCAUAUCACCAUCUACCAGCUGCCUCUACUCUUUGGCAUCUCAACCAACAGACACAGCGGUUUCCUGGCUGUAGGCUGGACGCUGGUUGAUGUGCUGUCUAGAGUGACUAACGCAACGCCUGGGACGCUGGUUGUCUCCGCCGUCUCCAUGGUGAUCCUGGUGGGAGGAAAGAUGCUGAAUAGACUCUUCAAGACCAAGCUACCCAUGCCCAUUCCAUGGGAGCUGGUGCUGAUAACUCUGGCCACCUUCCUGUCAGUGCAGUUGGAGUUGUCAGGACAACAUAGUGUCCAGGUAGUAGGACACAUACCCACUGGCCUGUCUCCCCCAGCCCUCCCCUCUCUAGCCCAGGCCAAAGAGCUGUUUGGUCCUGCUCUGUCCCUGGCUGUGGUGGGCUUUGGCUUUACCUCCUCCAUGGGCAGAAUGUUUGCACACAAACAUGAUUAUGCCAUAGACAGCAACCAGGACCUGUUGGCGAUAGGACUCUGCAACACAAUUGGAGGGAUGUUCCACUGUUUUGCCGUCAGCGGUUCUUUGUCACGCAGUACGGUCCAAGAAAGUAUUGGGGUGAAAACCCAGGCGGCUGGCCUUCUCUCUGCUCUGAUGAUGCUCACCAUCUUGCUGAAGAUUGGACAUCUCUUUGAGCAGCUGCCAAUAGCAGUGUUAGCAGUGGUCAUUGUGGUAAAUCUGCAAGGGAUUCUGGGUCAGUUUCGGGAAGUCCCAGUGCUCUGGGCAUCUGACCGUUUGGACCUGCUGGUGUGGGUGUUCACCCUGAUCUUCACCCUGAUUUUCAACCUGGAUCUUGGCCUGGCUGCUGCUCUGGCCUUCUCUCUGAUCACUGUCGUCUACAGGACUCAACUCUCCCACAGUGCAGUGCUGGGUCAUAUUCCUGGGACGGACUGCUACAGGGACCUACGUCUCUAUGCUGAGGCCAGGCCGAUCCCUGGAGUUUCUGUAUUCUCCUGCUCCAACCCUCUGUACUUUGCAAAUGCUGAGCUGUUCUUCAGCUCUCUCAGAAAGUCUGUGCAGCGUGUCCAACUGGAGAAUGCAGCCCUCAUUGAGAACCAGCCCUUACCUCAAAUGUCAGGCGCAAGGCACUGUCUGGUGCUAGAGUUUAGCUCAGUCAUCUUCAUGGACUCUAUGUCAAUCAAAGCACUAUGUAAGGUUGUGGAGGAAUUGAAGGAGCAGGGGGUCAGUGUGUUUCUGGCUGCUUGCCCAGACAGGCUGGUGAUCAAGCUGCAGGCCCAGGGCUUCGUCCCAAACACUCUGCCCAGGUCCUGCCUCUUCCCGUCAGUGCACCACGCUGUCCAACACUGCCAGAUAUCGCCUCCCCUGGCUGACCACAACACAGAGCUGAGUGAGUGUUGAUGUGCAGCCUGCAGCUCAUGGAGGGGAUGGGAAAAUGCCACUGUGGAAUUCCUGCCUCAAUCAGAAUAUGCAGUAGACUGAACUCCCAGCUCAAGCUGGCGUCGGCGAUAGGACUAUGAAAAUGCUUUCCUUUGAGCUCCAUCGCUAACGCUGUGGUUCAACGUCUUCUUUUGAGCUAUGAAAAGACAGCAGAGGGAUUGGAGCCAGCCGGAGUCCGUCCGUCUGUCUGUCUGCCUCUGUCGGUCUGUCUGUCUGCCUCUGUGUGCCUGUCUUCCAAUCUCUAAAACAUGUCCAGGUCUAACCCCCCCUGCUCCAUGAUUAGAGGUGUCUGUGUGGGUUUAAUGGUUGGGUGUCUCUCCUGCACCUCCUCUAAUGAGAGCAGACACUCAUAGGAAAUGGGUGAGCUCGGCUGAUGUCAAUCAAAUCAAAUUGUUUUACUCACAUGCGCCAAAUACAACAGCUGUAGACCUUACAGUGAAAUGCUUGCUUACGAGCCCCUAACCAACAGUGCAG